This is a messenger RNA of Apaloderma vittatum (bar-tailed trogon), 1316 nucleotides long. It is a transcript of the gene ORC4, whose product is annotated as origin recognition complex, subunit 4. The record is from RefSeq and is a predicted model, not a curated record. Gene Ontology annotation, cellular component: nuclear origin of replication recognition complex; nucleus. The transcript has 13 exons. Gene Ontology annotation, biological process: DNA replication; DNA replication initiation. Gene Ontology annotation, molecular function: ATP hydrolysis activity; DNA replication origin binding. Bases 6 to 1316 code for a protein of 436 amino acids. Lineage: Eukaryota; Metazoa; Chordata; Aves; Trogoniformes; Trogonidae.
CUGCAAUGAGUAAACGUAAGUUGAAGGAGAGCAGUGGAACAAAUGCAGAAUGCAUUUCACAGGUGCAAAAAAUUUUACGUGAAAGAUUCUGUCACCAUAAUGCUACUGGAAGACUGUUUGGGGUUGACUCUCAGUACAGGCAUCUGAUGGAACUGCUGAAACGAACUGUUAUUCAUGGAGAAAGUAACUCUGCCCUCAUCAUUGGACCCCGAGGAUCAGGAAAGACUGCGUUAUUAAACCGUGUCUUAAAAGAGCUCAAGGAAAUGAAACAAGUUAGAGAGAACAUCUUGGAAGUUCGUCUGAAUGGACUCCUGCAGACUAAUGAUAAAGUUGCCCUGAAGGAGAUCACCAGGCAGUUGCACCUGGAAAACGUGGUGGGAGACAAAGUUUUUGGCAGUUUUGCUGAAAAUCUUGUGUUUCUUCUUGAAGCUUUAAGGAAAGGAGAUCGAAAUAGCAGUUGUCCAGUCUUGUUUAUACUGGAUGAAUUUGACUUGUUUGUUCACCACAAGAAUCAGACGCUGCUCUAUAACCUUUUUGAUAUAUCCCAGUCAGCACAGACUCCAGUCACAGUUAUCGGACUUACAUGUAGACAGGAUAUCCUGGAGCUUUUGGAGAAGAGAGUAAAAUCAAGGUUCUCUCACCGCCAGAUCUAUUUGAUGAAUUCCUUUGAUUUUAAACAAUACAUUAGGAUAUUCAAGGAACAGCUUUCUCUUCCUGCUGCAUUUCCUGACGAGUCUUUUGCACAAAAAUGGAAUAAUAAUGUUCAGCAUCUCUCAGAGGAUAAAACGGUGCAAGAGGUGCUGCAGAACCUUUUUCACUAUACUAAAGAUCUGCGCUCGCUCCAUUUGCUGCUGAUGCUUGCUGUAAGUAAAGUUACCGUGCAUCACUCACUGAUCACUGCAUCAGACCUCCAUGAGGCAAGCAAGCAGUACAGAACGGACUCAAAAGCAAAUAUUGUACACGGUUUGUCUGUCCUGGAAAUCUGCCUAAUUAUAGCUAUGAAACACCUGAAUGAUGUUUAUGAAGGAGAACCAUUUAACUUCCAGAUGGUUUACAAUGAAUUCCAGAAGUUCGUACAGAGGAAGGCGCACUGUAUGUACAACUUUGAAAAGCCGGUUGUCAUGAAGGCAUUUGAACACUUACUACAACUGGAAUUUGUAAAACCAAUAGAAAGGCCAGCUGUAUGUACUCAGAGAGAAUACCUCCUCAUGAAACUGCUUUUGGACAAUAAGCAGAUCAUGGAUGCGCUGCAGGCGUACCCCAACUGCCCAACGGACGUGAAGCAGUGGGCGGCGUCAUCCCUCAGCUGGCUGUGA